AUGUCGGAAAAAGCGACAGCGACUUCCCGGCCAUGCUCUUCUGGGCGUACAGCGCCUCCUUCUGGGACCAAUGGUAAGGCCAAAUUACAGACGACUAUCCUGCUUGUGAACAAUAUUCACUGCGCAUCCUGUGUGGCAUAUGCCAAAGAAGUGAUAUAUCACUUGCCCCAUAUCAUAUGUAUUGAUAUUUCGAUUCUCAAACACGAGGUUCAUGUCUCACACACGCCUGAGCUGCCAGUAUCGGAUCUGGUGAGCGCCUUAACAGACGCCGCUUUCGAAGUAUUUCAUGCCUCUACUCAGGAUGCGUCUGGUAUCAGGACUGGUGAUAUGGCGCUCGACAUUUCGCCCUGGAAUACAGGCUCCUGGUUGCGUCCAUCUUCCAGGGCUUCAGUCAGCACGAUGGAAACGCGCGCCCGAGAUAGAAAAAGGCGGCAUAUAGCAAACUGUGAGGCUUGCAGGCUAGAGGUUGAGAAGCCCAGCUCGUCGACCGAAAAGCCAUUGUUGCUCGGAUUAGAACAGCAAAAACAGGAGACUUUCGAACCUUCUGUAGAGUCUCUUUCGGCUACCACCAAAGAGAUUCUGCCCUGGCCCGCUGCAGACCCUCGGCGCGAUUGCCCAGAGUUUGCUGCCCAAAUUAGCAUUAACGGGAUGAGCUGCGCAUCUUGUGUUAACACAGUAACGGAACAGCUGAAAGAGUUGGAUUUCGUCAAAUCUGUUACCGUCAACCUCCUCACCCAUAGUGCCACUGUGACUUUCUACGGGUCACAGAGCAACGCCGACAAGCUCGCAGAGCGGAUAGAAGAAAUUGGGUACGGAGCCAGCGUUGAAGAAGUGAUCCUUAACCCACAACAACAAGACCGCUAUGUGGCACGUUUGAGCAUCUCUGGAAUGACUUGUGGCUCCUGCGUGGGAACGAUCACAAGUGGUCUUAAAGCCCUACCCUUUGUAAGUGACGCAACAGUUGACCUACUGGGUCAUGCUGGGAGGAUUGAAUUCAAUGGGAAAUUGAAUAUUCAGCAAAUUGUCGACCACAUCAAAGACCUUGGAUAUACUACCACCAUCAUUGACUGCCAGCCGCUAACUAUCGCCAACAAUGAAGAAAGUGGCCCGGCUACGCGAACUCUAGGCGUUAGGGUAGAUGGGAUGUUUUGUCAUCACUGUCCGCAAACUGUUUUGGAUGCUCUAGAAGGAAUGGUAGAGGGAAAUAUUCAGAUCAAGGAUAAGAUUACGAUUCAACGACCUAUUGUCACAAUUCAGUACACUCCGGAUUCGCCGAGAAUGACCAUUCGCAACGUCAUAGCCGCCAUUGAAGCCUCCAAUAACACUUUUAAAGCCACAAUCUAUCAUCCACCCUCUAUCGAAGACCGGUCUCGUGCAAUGCAAAGAAAGGAGCAGUACCGCCUAUUGCUGCGGCUUUUGUUCACCUUUUUUGUUGCAAUACCAACCUUUUUAAUCGGAGUUGUUUGGAUGGCUAUUGUUCCAAAAUCGAACCCAAUUCGAAGGUAUCUGGAGGAGCCGACAUGGUCUGGCUCUGCAUCACGUUUAGAGUGGGCUUUGCUCAUCAUAACUACCCCUGUGAUGUUUUUCGGCACAGAUGUUUUCCAUAUUCGUGCUUUCAAGGAGAUACGGGCCCUAUGGAGAAGGAACAGCCGGGUUCCUAUCCUUCGGCGCUUCUACCGGUUUGGAAGCAUGAACAUGCUGAUCUCUGCGGGAACGUCUGUGGCGUACAUGGCUUCUCUAGCAGUCUUGAUUAUGAACGCGAAAAAUAAGAAGCACGAGGCUGGCCAUACAUCUACCUACUUUGACACAGUAGUCUUCUUAACUUUGUUCAUCUUGGCGGGUAGAGUUCUGGAGGGGUAUAGCAAAGCUAAGACUGGAGAUGCUGUUGCUAUGCUAGGCAAUUUGCGGCCUUCCGAGGCACUUCUCGUGGUGGAAUCGCCUUCUGUUGGUGAGGACCAUGAUGCUACAUUAACUGUACAGCGUGUAUCUGUUGACCUCCUUGAGCUCAAUGAUACAGUUAAUGUUCCACAUGGUGCCUCUCCGCCUGCUGAUGGCAUAGUUAUUGGUACAGAGACAUACAAAUUUGACGAGAGCUCCUUGACAGGAGAGUCCAUGCCUGUGCAGAAAGUCAAGGGUGAUAAAGUCUACUCUGGCUCUGUGAACGUCGGGCAGCCUGUGUCAAUUCGAAUAACAGAUCUCGGCAGCACAUCUAUGCUAGAUCAAAUCGUGGCAGUCGUUCGGGAAGGUCAAGCUAAAAGAGCACCUGUUGAGAGGGUGGCCGAUGUGAUGACUGGCUAUUUCGUUCCUCUCAUUACUCUUAUCGCCAUUCUUACUUUUGUCACCUGGGUUGGUCUAGGUGUGUCUGGCAGACUCCCUCCAAGUUACCUCGACACCAACCAAGGAGGAUGGGCCUUUUGGGCCUUGCAGUUUGCUAUCGCCGUCUUUGUUGUUGCUUGUCCGUGUGGCCUCGCACUGGCCGCUCCAACUGCUUUGUUUGUCGGCGGUGGCCUUGCUGCGAAGCGUGGCAUUUUGGUGCGAGGUGGCGGGGAGGCCUUUCAAGAGGCAAGUCGGUUGAAUGCGAUUGUAUUUGACAAAACUGGCACUUUGACAGAAGGUGGCACUCUGAAGGUGGCCGAACAUGAAGUUCUCGUUAAGAGCCAAAAGUUGGAAGAGGUGGCCUGGGCGGUUGCCAAAUCCUUGGAGGAGAGCAGUACUCACCCUAUUGCUCGGGCUAUAGCUGAUUUUUGCAAUGACCGUUCUUCAGCUUCUAUUCUGUCAUCUUCUAUCACUGAAAUUGGUGGCCAAGGCAUGAAGGGAAUUUUCAGCGUCUCUACAAAGGACUGCCAGGGUGUCUUUACGGAAUAUGAAGCUGCAAUUGGCAAUCAACGGCUUCUGGACUCACUCGAUAUGACGGAUGACGAUCCGUACUACUUGAAUAAUAUUCUCUCCAAAUACCAAUCCGCUGGACGCUCUACGGCAAUCCUUUCUAUCCGAAGAGUCUCAGACAUGGAAAAAUUUGUUCCUCUUAUAAUAUUCGCCACUGCUGAUCCUAUUCGUGCGGAAGCUAUUGACGUUAUCUCCCAGCUUAGGGCCAAUAACAUAGAUGUGUACAUGUGCACUGGCGACAACACUGUCACAGCCCGCGCUGUAGCAUCCUCUCUUGGCAUCCCCAUCACUCACGUCGUGUCCAAUGUCCUACCUACUCAAAAGGCAGAAUAUAUCAGCAGAAUCAAACAAAAUACCCUUCUGAACCAGCCAAAUACUGUUCCCAAGGGCCAAAAGAGCAUCGUGGGCUUUGUUGGUGAUGGCACAAACGACUCUCCUGCUCUCGCCGCCGCAGAUGUCAGCAUCGCUAUGGCAUCUGGUUCAGAUGUCGCCGUCAAUUCUGCGGGGUUCAUCUUGCUGAACUCUGACUUGAGAACUAUUCUCGAACUUUGUACCCUCAGUCGACGAGUCUUCAGGCGUGUAAAAUGGAACUUUAUGUGGGCUGCUGUGUAUAACGUUUGCCUUAUCCCUGUUGCUGCAGGCGUAUUUUAUCCCAUUGUUACUGGCAAGACGACUGGCCCGCAUGGAAUGAUUAUGGAUACCCAUUGGCGCCUAGACCCCGUGUGGGCGGCGCUAGCAAUGGCUCUCAGCAGCUUGUCCGUUGUGAUGAGCAGUCUGGCACUGAAAUUGGAGUGGAAGGUAUUUAGGCAGUGGGCUGUCAAGACGAUGGGAUUGAAACGUUAA
This is a messenger RNA of Ophidiomyces ophidiicola, 3729 nucleotides long. RefSeq lists its product as uncharacterized. Gene Ontology annotation, molecular function: P-type divalent copper transporter activity; ATP binding; ATP hydrolysis activity. The transcript is spliced from 2 exons. The record is from RefSeq and is a predicted model, not a curated record. Lineage: Eukaryota; Fungi; Ascomycota; Eurotiomycetes; Onygenales; Onygenaceae. Gene Ontology annotation, cellular component: membrane. Gene Ontology annotation, biological process: copper ion homeostasis; monoatomic cation transport. The coding region runs from base 1 to 3729 and encodes 1242 amino acids.